Messenger RNA from Cucurbita moschata (crookneck pumpkin), 3208 nucleotides. Its product is annotated as protein PHOX1-like. The record is from RefSeq and is a predicted model, not a curated record. Gene Ontology annotation, molecular function: protein binding. The transcript has 4 exons. The coding region runs from base 476 to 2770 and encodes 764 amino acids. NCBI's taxonomy places the organism in Eukaryota, Viridiplantae, Streptophyta, Magnoliopsida, Cucurbitales, Cucurbitaceae.
UUUCCAUUUCAUUUCCUUUGCUAAUAAUAUUCCGUCUCUUUCCGCCAAAUAAUUUCCUCCUUCUUUCUCGCCUGGAUUCUCCGGAAUUAUUUCACUGCUUCAUACAUUUCCCAGAUAAGUUUUAUGUUUCCGAUUUUGCAUCUCCUGGCCAAAAACGCACGACUAUAAUUGAUGUUUCUUUCUGCUUAUCACGCAUACGUUUUAGCUUAAUCGGCUGUCUUUCUUCUUUCUGCAUUGCGGUUUUUGUUCUUCAAUGAAUGCUAUAAAUUCUGAUUCCAAGAGAGCUUAAGAAUCUCUGCUUAGUAUGCCCUAUUUGAGUUUCUGGGGAAUUUCAGGAUCGUUCUAUCCUUUUUAGAGGGUUUAAGAAUUGUUUGUGGGAUUUGAUUCUCUUCCUCGUAAUAAAGUUGGUUUGGAUUCGUUUUCUCUGGCGUGUAGUUGUAGAAACUAAGUCUUCUGGUCCGAUCUUGGGUUUUCAAUGGGGAAGCAAAGUGGGAAGAAAAAGAAGCAGAUUGGUGAUAAGUUUCGUGAGGUCAUAGCGAAACAUCGCCAAAGUGGAGAUGGUAGUCCAAGCAAUAAUGACAAAGACCAUGCUAUUUUCAUUACCAUGUCUCUGGCUUUGAAGGAAGAGGGGAAUAGAUUGUUUCAGGCUAGAGAUCUUGAAGGAGCAAUGUUGAAAUAUGAAAAGGCUCUCAAAUUACUUCCUAGAAAUCAUAUAGACGUAUCUUAUCUUAGGAGUAACAUGGCGGCUUGCUAUAUGCAAAUGGGGAUUAGCGAGUAUCCUCGAGCGAUUCAUGAGUGCAAUUUGGCUCUUGAAGUUACACCCAAGUAUAGUAAGGCGUUGUUGAAGCGAGCUAGAUGUUAUGAGGCGUUGCAUAGGCUGGACUUGGCUCUAAGAGAUGUUAAUACAGUUUUAAACAUGGAGCCAAAUAAUAUCAUGGCCUUAGAAAUAUCAGAGAGACUUACAAAGGCACUUGAGACGAAAGGAUCUAAGGAAGACGAUGCUGAGAUCAAGCUGCCUCUUGAUUUUGUUGAAUUGCCUGCUGAAGUGUUGCCGCAAAAAGGAUCAAAAGAAAAGAACCGAAAGAAGAAGAACAACCAAAAGACUAAGGAAACCAUAAUUGAGAAAAAGGCUGAUGAAAUUGUGGAGGAGAAGGUUGGUAAUGAGACGGUCGAAGUGGAGAAGGCUGGUAAUGAGACGGUUGAAGAGGAGAAGGCUGGUAAUGAGACGGUCGAAGAGGAGACGGCUGGUAAUGGAACGGUUGCAGAGGAGAAGGCUGGUAAUGGAACGGUUGAAGAGGAGAAGGCCAAGGAAUCGGUAGAGGAGAAGAAGGCCGAGGAUAAACUUGUUGUGGAGGAGAAAAUCGCCAGGGCACUGGAGGAAACACCUAUGAAAACUGUGAAAUUGGUGUUUGGAGAAGAUAUUCGAUGGGCUCAAGUGCCAGUGGACUGCACUCUACUGCAACUGAGGGAGGCUAUACGUGAUCGUUUUCCGACCUGCCCGGCAGUCCUUAUCAAGUACAGGGACGAAGAAGGCGAUUUGGUAACCAUUACUGCCAACGAAGAAUUGCGAAUGGCUGAAACAGCUAAGGCGUCACAGGCUUCUGUUAGAUUUUAUAUAUUUGAAGUUAAGCCUGAACAAGAUCCAUUCUAUGAAAAGUUUAAGAAGGAUGAUGAGGUUGCCAAGUGUAAAGUUGAACAAAGUAGCAUCUUUGAGAAUGGCCAUUUAUUAAGAGCAAAAGAAAUAAAGACGUCCUCUUGCAUUGAUGACUGGAUAAUUCAAUUUGCUCAGUUAUUUAUAAACCAUGUAGGAUUUGAAUCAGGCCCAUGCUUGGAUCUCCAUGACCUUGGGAUGAAGCUUUAUUCUGAAGCUGUGGAAGAGACAGUAACAAGUGAAGAGGCUCAAGGUCUUUUCAAAUUAGCAGCAGAGAAGUUUCAUGAGAUGACAGCCUUAGCAUUGUUCUACUGGGGGAAUGUUAUCAUGUCAAGCGCCAGGAAGAAGGUCUACUUCACAGAUGGUGCUUCAAAAGAGCCUCUGUUUGAACAGGUAAAAUCUGCGUACGAUUGGGUCGAAAACGAAUACGUUGAAGCAGGAAGGAAAUAUCAAAUGGCAGUCGAAAUCAAACCAGACUUUUACGAAGGCUAUCUAGCUCUUGGGCAGCAACAGUUUGAGCAGGCGAAACUUUCUUGGCUUUAUGCAGUUAGCAGCAAUGUUGAUCCAAAAACGUUGCCUUGUACUGAGGUUCUGAAACUUUAUAACUAUGCCGAGGAGAGCAUGGAAACAGGCAUGAAAAUGUGGGAAGAAUGGGAAGAACAGCGUACUAGCGAAUUCUCUAAAACAAGCACCGUUAAAACCCAGUUGCAGAAGAUGGGAUUAGAUGGGCUGAUUAAGGAUAUAUCAGCUGAUGAAGCUGCAGAACAGGCUAAAAAUAUGCGGUCUCAUAUAAACCUCUUAUGGGGUACCAUGCUCUAUGAGCGAUCGAUAUUGGAAUUUAAGAUGGGGCUACCAGUGUGGCAUGAAUGUCUGGAAGUUGCAGUUGAGAAAUUUGAGCUUGCUGGAGCUUCUGCCACUGAUAUCGCUGUUAUGAUAAAGAAUCACUGUUCAAGCAACAACGCACAUGAAGGUCUUGGGUUCAAAAUUGAUGAGAUAGUUCAGGCAUGGAACGAGAUGUACGAAGCUCGAAAGUUGCUUACUGGAGUUCCAUCAUUCCGAUUAGAGCCAUUGUUUCGGCGAAGAGUUUCGAAAAUCUACCACGUGUUGGAGGAAGCUUGAUUAGAGCAUAUUUUCAGGAUUGUUUGGAGAGACUAGAAGGGAAUAGCGCCAGUUUUGCUUCUCCACGCAAUGAAACUGAAAACGAACAUUAUAGGUUUCAUUUCUUCUAUGAUGGCUGUGUCAAAAGAAGGUUUUCCAUUUCUGUUGCUAUUAUGCAUUCUUUCUCAAUACAAUCUUAAACCUGGGGACAAGAUGAAAUUGCAGGGACUUCCAUUUAAGCUAGUUUCUGCUAUCACCUUCAUCCUUUCUCGUCUCCUAAAGCAGUGUUCAUAGUAUUUUUAUGGUCAGUUGUUCGUUCAAGUGUCCUAGAUAACAAAUUCUUUCAUUGUUUCUUAUCCUGUUUUGUAAUUUAUGUUGUAAUCCCAUUUCUUUUGUAACUUUAAUAAUACAGGUAUAUGUAUAUUCAUUUAAGACAUUUAAUAAAUUCUAUUUCAUUUA